AUGGGAAUUAUACCUAGUGCUUUUGACUGCUACCAAGUGAACAGGGGACUCAAAACACUAGAUUUAAGAAUGCGACAGCACAGUAUAAACGGUCUGACCAUAGCAAAGUACUUGCAAAAGCAGCCGAAAGUCGAGAAAGUACUCCAUCCAGGCCUAAAAUCACAUCCACAGCACGAACUGUUCCAGAAACAGGCUUCGGGGCAUAGUGGUACCUUUUCCUUCUACAUAAAAGGUGGUUCCGAAGAGACCAAAACCUUUCUGAAUAAUCUAAAAAUAUUUACCACUGCCGAAAGUUUAGGAGGAUAUGAAAGCUUGAUAGAAAUUCCUUCUAUAAUGACGCACGCGUCUGUUCCACCGGAACACAGGGUGGUUCUGGGAAUCACAGACAACUUGAUUAGGGUGUCUGUUGGUAUUGAAGAUGUCGAAGAUCUGGUUGCGGAUUUGGAGUUUGGUUUCCAGAAAAUAUAAAACGAUUUUUUCUCGAAUAUUUUUUUAAAAAAAUCCUACGCUACGCGGAACCUGAGGAGUCAAAUUUAGUCUUAUCAAAUUAAUUAGUAUAUUUUGGGAAAUGGCUGACAUUACAUUUCUUAAAAUGUAUUACAAUAGUCACAUGAAUAAUUUGAAGAUUGAAUAAUUUUUAUUUAAGGAUCUAAAUAUGGACUAUAUUAUAAUUAUAGUAAUACUAUAAUGUCCUUAUGUAUUUAUUACAUCUCCUUUUAAUAAAUAUGUAAGUAUAUUAUUUUCUAUUUAUAUUUUUGUACUUGCAAGAUUUGAGACUGAUGUUAGUUUAAAUUUUUUGUGUAUUUUGUGAUUUUGCUGGAGCUACUUAAUCAAAAUCUGUUAUAUAUACGUUUUGUUUAUGUACGAUUGAUUAAUCGCUAUAUAUAAUCUAACAGAUUUAUAAUAUAAUCCGAUUUAAGAUAUCCA
Sitophilus oryzae (rice weevil) is the source of this 927-nucleotide messenger RNA. RefSeq names its product putative cystathionine gamma-lyase 2. The record is from RefSeq and is a predicted model, not a curated record. Gene Ontology annotation, molecular function: pyridoxal phosphate binding; cystathionine gamma-lyase activity. Gene Ontology annotation, biological process: transsulfuration. Lineage: Eukaryota; Metazoa; Arthropoda; Insecta; Coleoptera; Curculionidae. The transcript has 3 exons. Bases 1 to 468 code for a protein of 155 amino acids. Gene Ontology annotation, cellular component: cytoplasm.